Messenger RNA from Schizophyllum commune H4-8, 1217 nucleotides. RefSeq lists its product as uncharacterized. Bases 99 to 1067 code for a protein of 322 amino acids. NCBI's taxonomy places the organism in Eukaryota, Fungi, Basidiomycota, Agaricomycetes, Agaricales, Schizophyllaceae. The record is from RefSeq and is a predicted model, not a curated record. The transcript is spliced from 4 exons.
GACGCCUCCGCAGCGAACGAGAAGCCGGACGACAUAAAGUUCAACCCCCGAAGCUCCCGCGCAAACCUCCGUCUUGCCACACCUCGUCUGUCACCAAGAUGGCCCAGUCCCAACACGCCACGAAGUCGUCCAUCGACGCGCAGCUCGAGCGCUUCCUCGAGGUCGACAACAUCUACAAUCAGUCUACCCUGCCCGGCCUUCAGAUCCAGUCCACUCCUCCUCAAGCGCCCUACACCAUUGUUCUCUUUACUGAGAAAGAGGAAGAGCGCGUCACAGUCGACCCAAGGGCGCUUAUGCUCUUCACCAUUACCGUACACGGCGUGAAGGCCGACAUGAGAUGGUGUGCGCCCCGAGCUGUAGGGGCCAGCAAACACGCGAUUGUGGUUCAUAAUGGAGUAGAAACGACGAUGCUGGCGUGCCCGGACCAUGGCGAGAGGACACUGUAUAUCGAUCUCACUACGCUGGAGAAGAUGGCAAAGGAGGUGACCAUUACCGCAAAGCAUGGUGGAAACCGCUGGGGCGAAGAGCAAGUUGUCGGCCUCGACAUCCGUGCGGAGGUUCAAGCACCACCGAACCCGUCACCUGCCAACAGCAAUGCCCUGGGGACUCCUCCACGUCGUGUCUUUAGCUCGUCGCCCGCGCGUCGUCAUCCUGAGCCUCUGCCCGCGAUCUCUGACCCUCUACCACCGCCUCCGGUCAUCACCUUCAGCGACGCUCCGCCCAGAUCCACCACGCCGCCCGGAUCACCUCCUAUUCCACCGCCUUUCCCUGCGACACUCUCCGUCGAUAGUGCCCUUGAGCGUGCCGUGGAAAGACCAGAUCUCAGGAUCUUGACGUACUACAACGAAAAGCGUGAGCCUGUUGACGCUGUAGGUGGCAUGCAGCGCACGAAGCGCCGGUCGGAGCGGUACACUCCCUAUGGCCCGCGCCCGGUCAAGCGCGCCGUCUAUAAGGUAGUGUCUACUGCGGCAGAUGGACUUACGCUCGCAGGUGGUCUGCUGCGUGGCUGGGCAGACUCGUACUUCGGGGACGUCGACCAAGCUGGCGGACUGACGCAUGCUGUUUGAACAUUUCUAUCGCCUCCUACCUGUACGCAUACCUUAUCGAACACGCACUGUACUAUUUAUUGCACACGAACACUAUGUAUCGACCUUGGACUUGAAUCCCAGAAGCGCCAGCCGCCAUUGUGGGCGCCUGGUCAAACAACGUCAUAGCUA